AGCUCGGUAACUGUGAAUGCACUUGCUAUAACGGUGUGAAUAAAAUUGACAUUAAGAAACGAAAACCCACCGCUGCGAUUUAGAAGUCAGGCCAUUCUUCCGGCGCCAUCUAGUGGAAAGUCAUCAUGUUGCUCUCGACGACAAGUUGCAAAGUUGCAAACUGCGCACAGUCAGUUGCAAAAAUCUUCAUGUGCACAGUAUCCGUACAAAACAAGUAGAUCCACUUAACUUUUGAAACCAAUUUACCUAUGAACAAACAAAACUAUCAACAUUCUUUCUGCUGAAUAUUAAUAAUAAUGCAAAAUUAAGUAGAAAAAUUAGUGUAACAUCAUUUUACAUCUUAUGCAGCAGACCACUGCUGUAUUACACGCGUAGGGAUACUAAGAUUGACGAACCAAUGGUUGCCUUAUAACGACGGGUGUGGUUUAAUUAGUGUACAUUCCAAGUUUUUUGAAGGCGCACAACGAGGAAAAUUAGAAGUUCAUCAUCUUACGAGUUUCUUCAUUACAGAAUGACCGGCCGAGCUAGAGCUAGAUCAAGGGGACGAGCCCGUGGACAGGAGACCGGGCCUCCAGGAGUGCCACCAUCGGAGGAGCCGGCGCGGGAAGUUCCUUCAGAGGCCGGUGAGCUGGUGGGGCGUGGACGGCAGAGAACAGCUCCGGGAACUGUUGCUAAGGAAGCCAUCUUCCAGAUCUCCGCCGGCUUCGCGCAGGUGAAGAUCGGGGAGAGGGGCGGGCGACGGCGCGACUUUCACGAUGCCGGAAUCAACACCCGGCAGGCCAUGGAGCACGUCAAGGAGUCCAAGUCCGGUGUUUCCGGGGCUCCCAUCGAGCUGAGGGCCAACUUCUUCCGCAUCCUGUCCCGGCCCCAGUGGGUGCUCUUCCAGUACCACGUGGACUACAACCCCCCCAUGGAGUCCCGCCGCCUGCGCUCCGCCCUCCUCUUCCAGCACGACGAGACGCUGGGCACCGCGCGCACCUUCGACGGGGCCAUCCUCUUCCUCCCACGCAGGCUCCACAACACGGAGACGGUGCUGCACAGCGAGACCAGGCACGGAGAGAAGGUGAAGAUCACGGUCACGCUGACCAACGAGCUACCCCCCACCUCCCCGGUGUGCCUUCAGUUCUACAACAUCAUCUUCAGAAGAGUGCUGAGGAUGCUGAACAUGCAGCAGAUCGGCCGCCAUUACUACAACCCCAGCGACCCCCUCAACAUCCCCCAGCACAGGCUGACGAUCUGGCCGGGCUUCACCACCACCAUCCUGCAGUACGAGUCGAGCAUCAUGCUGUGCACGGACGUGAGCCACAAGGUGCUGCGCAGCGAGACGGUGCUCAGCGUGAUGGGCCGGCUGAGGAGGGAGUGCGGGCCCGAGCACUUCCCCGAGGCCUGCACCAAGGAGCUGGUGGGGCUCAUCGUGCUCACCAAGUACAACAACAAAACAUAUCGAAUUGACGACAUCGCAUGGGAUCACACCCCAAACAACACCUUCAAAAGGGGGGACUCUGAGAUCUCCUUCAAAAACUACUACAAGACCCAAUACGGUCUGGACAUCACCGACGGGAACCAGGUGCUGCUGAUCAGUCACGUGAAGAGGCUGGGCCCUGCGGGAGCUCCGCCCCCUGGGCCUGCCAUGCUGGUGCCUGAGCUGUGCUACCUGACAGGCCUGACAGACAAAAUGCGCAGCGACUUCAACAUCAUGAAGGAUCUCUCAUCCCACACCAGACUUACACCGGAGCAGAGAGAAAAUCGACUCAGCCGCUUCAUCAACAACAUCCACAAGAACACGGAGGCUCAGGCGGAGCUCAACACCUGGGGGCUGAACUUCGACAACAAGCUGGUGAACAUCCAGGCCCGCGUCCUGCCCGCAGAGAGGAUCGUGCAGGGGCCCAAGACGUAUGAGUAUAAUCCCUGGAUGGCGGACUGGUCGAAGGAGAUGAGGGGGCUGCCCCUGAUCAGGUCCCGCCCCCUGGAGUCCUGGGUGAUGUUCUACACGCGGCGCAAUGGCGACAUGGCGCAGUCCCUGCUGCAGACUCUGGGUCGAGUGUCCCAGCCCCUGGGAAUCAAGAUGCAGAGAGCAGUCAUGAUUGAGUAUGACGACAGGCAGGACGCUCUGCUCAGGUCUCUGCAGCAGAACGUUGGCCCGGGUACUCAGAUGGUGGUGGUGAUUCUGCCCACUAACCGCAAGGACAAGUACGACUGCGUGAAGAAGUACCUGUGCGUGGAGUGUCCCACUCCCAGCCAGUGCGUGGUGGCUCGAACCCUCAGCCGGCCUCAGGCCCUCAUGACCAUCGCCACCAAGAUCGCCCUGCAGAUAAACUGCAAGAUGGGCGGCGAGCUGUGGAGCGUGGAAAUCCCGCUCAAGCAUCUGAUGAUCGUGGGGAUUGAUUGUUACCAUGACACCGCUGCUGGGAAGAGGUCCAUCGGGGCUCUAGUGGCCAGCCUCAACCAGGGAAUGUCAAGAUGGUUUUCCAAGUGUGUGAUGCAGGACCGUGGGCAGGAGAUCAUGGACGGCCUGAAGGUGGCGCUGCAAGAGGCUCUGAAGGCGUGGCUGAAGUACAACAACUGCCUGCCGGCCCGCAUCAUCGUGUACCGGGACGGCGUGGGCGACGGCAUGCUCCAGAGCGUGGUCAACUACGAGGUCCCGCAGAUCAUGGACUCCAUCCGGGCCCUGGGGCAGGACUACGCGCCCAAGCUGUCGGUCGUGGUGGUGAAGAAGCGGAUCAGCUCCCGCUUUUUCGCCCGGCUGGACGGGAAGCUGGCCAACCCGCCGCCAGGAACGGUCAUCGACACGGAGGUGACGCGCCCCGAAUGGUACGACUUCUUCAUCAUCAGUCAGGCCGUUCGCAUGGGGAGCGUCUCCCCGACUCACUACAACGUGGUGUUCGACAGCAACGGGCUCAAACCGGACCACAUGCAGCGGCUGACCUACAAACUCUGCCACCUGUACUACAACUGGCAGGGGAUCAUCCGGGUGCCUGCACCCUGCCAGUAUGCCCACAAGCUGGCCUUCCUGGUGGGCCAGAGCAUCCACAGGACCCCCAGCCUGCACCUGGAUGACUUCCUCUACUACCUGUAAUGGGGGAACGGAGAAUUUUCAUUCAGCGAGCGCAUUUGUUAGAAAUUUUCAUUUUACGAACACUUGUUUUAAAUCCUUUUAUUUUUUUAAUUUAAAAAAAUAUCUUUUUUUAAGGUACCUAAAGACUUGUUUGACUGCUUUUUGGGAGCAACAUGAUGGUUGGUUAAACGGACUAAAGUUUGUUUCAUAUUUACUGUUUCAACCCUUGCAUCUACAUGAUGAUGCCAAGUUCUUUGGCAGUGUGCGUAACUACCGAACAGGAAUGUAAAAACCUGAUUUCAGUUUCUGUUAAGAUGUUCAUUUGAAUGUAAUGGUGGACAUGUUUGUGUGCACAGGCUUGUUUCAGUGUUUACAGUAGCAUUAAAGGUCAUUAGUAAAAGGUCUACUCAGUCAGUGGUAGGAUUUUUUCAGUUGCUCUGAGCAGUAUUAGAAAGUUGAGCGGUGUUCUCUUCAACACCGGCAACACGUAUACAUGUGAAUGUAACUUCAUCUUUUCAGGUUGUUGGCACGUAUUUCAAUUUCUUUUCUAGAAACUUGCAGCAGUUAUCCCUGCUUUCGAGUUGGGAAGAGCCAUUUAUCAUUGAGUUACUCAGGUAUAUCAGUAUGAAGUAUAAGGAAAAAGGGAAAAAGUUAUUUUAUUGAUCAAAUGUAAAUUAAAAGAACAAGUUGAAUUAUCUUGAACUAAAUGGCACAGUCACCACCAGCAGCACUUAUAAACUGAAUACUGACAGACCCACACAUGCAUAUAUAUAUAUAUAUAUAGUUGCACACAAGGGUCUAUGAUGAGUUUUUUUAUUUUUACUAAAACUACUGAUAAGUUGGCUGGCUGAGCCAUAAUGUCAGCUGUUUCCUUAAGUUUGCUGUUAAUCAGUACUUUUAAUGGGCACACAAGUGGAAGUAUGGCUCCCUUUGAAUACCAACCAUUGGUAAAGAAUGCCCGUUUUUGGUUUAACAGUGAAAACUCUGGAGUAUUCAUUUUUCUGCUGGUCUGCCUACUUUUCAUUUGCAACUAUAUUCAUCUUUGUUGCCCUAAGUGAAGUUGCUUGACUUAAGACGGUUUUGCUAAGGAUGGUCAAAAAAACAAACAAAAAUAAAACUUUGGUUUUUGUUCAGUUAAAUUGUGUGGAAGAGUUCUCCAGAAGAUCAAGUUGUUUCCUAUGUGUAUGGUGUACUGAAAUGGUGUGAAUAAAACCUUUGUUGAAUAAGGAA
Messenger RNA from Anguilla rostrata (American eel), 4285 nucleotides. RefSeq names its product piwi-like RNA-mediated gene silencing 1 (gene piwil1). Gene Ontology annotation, cellular component: P granule. Gene Ontology annotation, biological process: regulatory ncRNA-mediated gene silencing. The coding region runs from base 512 to 3076 and encodes 854 amino acids. Lineage: Eukaryota; Metazoa; Chordata; Actinopteri; Anguilliformes; Anguillidae. The record is from RefSeq and is a predicted model, not a curated record. The transcript is spliced from 21 exons. Gene Ontology annotation, molecular function: RNA endonuclease activity; piRNA binding; protein binding.